ACCUUCAUUACCUCCAAAAACUUUAAAAGAUUAAGAAAAAUCUUGAGCUUUAAUUAGAUGGAAAGCACGGAUUCAUCAACAUGUUCUCAAUACCCGAACCUCCCACCUGGGUUUCGGUUUCAUCCAACGGACGAAGAACUCGUAGUUCACUAUCUAAAAAAGAAAGCUUCUUUGGUCCCUUUGCCCGUUUCUAUCAUAGCAGAAGUUGAUCUAUAUAAAUUUGAUCCAUGGGAGCUACCAAGUAAAGCUACGUUUGGUGAUCAAGAAUGGUACUUUUUUAGUCCGCGGGAUAGAAAGUACCCAAACGGAAUGAGACCAAACCGUGCAGCCACGUCAGGGUAUUGGAAAGCUACGGGGACCGAUAAGCCAAUCUUGUCGACGAUGGGCGAUCAAAAGGUUGGAGUUAAGAAAGCGUUGGUUUUCUAUGGUGGGAAACCUCCAAAAGGGAUCAAAACUAGUUGGAUCAUGCACGAAUACCGGCUAGCUGAGCAUAAUGCUUCUAAUUUCAAGUCUCCUAUCAAUUUAUCAAACAAAAAGGGCUCUUUAAGGCUGGAUGAGUGGGUUUUAUGUCGUAUCUAUAAGAAGAAUAGUGCCAGCAGACCGGCGGAAAGAGACACGGACCAUAAUGAUGACUAUAUGGAACACAUGAUGGCUUCAUCAUCAAAGCCUACAAACUCAAACAAUAACGCUGUGCUAGAAAUAAACAAUCAUCAAGAAACUUACUUUGAGACGAUUAUAAACAAUAAUGAAGAUUACGGGUCAAGAGUAAUGCGACAAAGCAAUAAGCUCGGUUCUUCUAGUUGUUCUUCAUUAAAAUCGGGCGGCGUCUCUUCAAUGAUUAAUCCUGCCGGAAAACGAUCAUACCCGAUGACUACUCAUCACUACUGGAAUGUGGAGACCUCGGAGAAAAGGUUUCAUUCUUCGGAUGAUGAUGACAUGAAUAAUAAUAAUAAUAAUAAUAAUGGAGUACUUAUGGAUGGGGGUUCAUCAUUCAUCUCUUUGUUGAAUAAUAAUCCAACAGUAGUAACUCAACAACAGCAAGGCUUAAUUGGUGCAUCAUUCCAUCCAAACACAGUCUUGGGUUCUCCUACUCUUGGUGGUUCUUCUACUUUCCCUUACCAACUUUCUUCCUUGAAUUGGCACAACUAA
This is a messenger RNA of Erigeron canadensis, 1149 nucleotides long. Its product is annotated as NAC transcription factor 25-like. Gene Ontology annotation, molecular function: DNA binding. The record is from RefSeq and is a predicted model, not a curated record. Gene Ontology annotation, biological process: regulation of DNA-templated transcription; system development. NCBI's taxonomy places the organism in Eukaryota, Viridiplantae, Streptophyta, Magnoliopsida, Asterales, Asteraceae. The transcript has 3 exons. The coding region runs from base 58 to 1149 and encodes 363 amino acids.